Messenger RNA from Hibiscus syriacus, 1732 nucleotides. RefSeq names its product pentatricopeptide repeat-containing protein At5g59600. Gene Ontology annotation, molecular function: RNA binding; protein binding. Gene Ontology annotation, biological process: RNA modification. The record is from RefSeq and is a predicted model, not a curated record. The coding region runs from base 44 to 1624 and encodes 526 amino acids. The transcript has a single exon. Lineage: Eukaryota; Viridiplantae; Streptophyta; Magnoliopsida; Malvales; Malvaceae.
AAGGCAUUUCUUGGGGACCCCAAUAAAGAAAAUAAUCGUCAUCAUGCACUGUUCAUUUCGGUCAUCCAGUGAUGCCUACGCCAAUCUUAUAGAUAUGUACGCUCAUGAUCGAGCACUGAAAUCAGGAAAACUACUUCAUGCGCACCUGAUCAUCAAUGGGUUGGCUCGUUUGACUUAUUUGGCCACUAGGUUGAUAACAUUUUAUGCAGAGUGUGACCAAACAUCAGACGCUCGUAAAUUGUUCGAUAAAAUUCCCAAAUCGAAUGUCCACAGUUGGAUUUCAAUCACAAGGGCAUAUAUCCGACGUGGGUAUUAUCAGGAAGCAAUGAAUGUUUUCUCUGAAAUGCAAGUAGAAGGUUUGGGAGUCGACAGAUAUCUUAUCCCCAGCAUUUUGAAAGCUUGUGGGCAUGUUUUGGAUCAUGAAACAGGAAAGAAAAUCCAUUGCUUGUGCCUGAAGAAAUCUUUUGAAAGUGAUGCUUUUAUUACCACUUCCCUCAUUGAUAUGUACUCAAAAUGUGGGCAAGUUGAUAAGGCGAAAAAAGUGUUCAAUGGGAUGCUUAACAAAGAUUUGGUAGCUCUGAAUGCUGUUGUUUCAGGAUAUGCUCAAAAGGGGACUGCAGAAGAAGGGUUACGUUUGGUGGAGGAGAUGAAAUUUAUAGGAGUUAAGCCUGAUGUAGUUACUUGGAACACUUUGAUUGCUGGGUUUUCAAAGAAAGGUGAUAAUCUAUUGGUGUCUAAAGUUUUUGAACUGAUGUCGGUGGAUGGGAUCGAGCCAGAUGUUGUAUCUUGGACUUCUGUCCUAUCGGGGCUUGUGCUGAAUUUUAGAUACGACGAGGCUUUUGAUACCUUUAAGAAUAUGAUGAAACAAGGGUUAUAUCCGAGCUCAGCUACCAUUAGUAGUCUUUUGCCUGCUUGCAUGAAUGCAGUGAAUUUGAAGCGUGGGAAAGAGGUUCAUGGAUAUGCAAUUGUGAUUGGAGUUGUAGAUGACGUUUAUGUAAAGAGUGCACUUGUCGAUAUGUAUGCAAAGUGUGGCUUUAUAUCUCAAGCAAAAACUUUAUUUUGUAAAAUGUCUGAAAAGAGCAUUGUUACCUGGAACUUGAUGAUUUUCGGGUAUGCGAAUCAUGGAUACUGUGAGGAAGCAGUCCAGCUUUUUAAACAAAUGGAGGGAGAAGGGAAGAAGCCGGAUUACUUGACUUUUGUAGCAGUCCUCAGUGCUUGUUGCCACUCUGGCUUGGUCGAGCUUGGAAAGAGUUUAUUCGACUUGAUGCAAGAGAAGUACAAGAUUUCACCGAGGUUAGAACAUUAUGCUUGUCUAGUAGAUCUUAUAGGUCGAGCCGGGAAACUUGAUGAGGCUUAUGAUGUUAUUAAGACAAUGCCUAUGGAACCAGACUUAUUUGUAUGGGGAGCUCUAUUAGGAGCAUGUAGGAACCAUGACAAUAUUGAUCUUGCUGAACUAGCAGCUAAGCAUCUGCGGGAGCUUGAGCCUGGUAGCAAAGGAAACAAUCUGCUGUUGGCGAAGUUAUAUGCUGAUAUUGGCAGUUGGGGAUAUGUUGAAAAGUUGAAGAGGAUGAAGAAAAAGAAGCUGGGAAAGUUUCUAGGGUGUAGCUGGAUAGAAGGUUCCUAAUUACGUUGAAAGAAAAAAAAGUGUUUUUCCACCCAGAACGAUCGGCAUAUCUCAUGCUUUAUGUUAUGAUUUUCUCGAGCUCACUUGUCUGUGCUCCCUUAUCGGCUG